This is a messenger RNA of Microthlaspi erraticum, 966 nucleotides long. The record is from the annotation of a GenBank genome assembly. Lineage: Eukaryota; Viridiplantae; Streptophyta; Magnoliopsida; Brassicales; Brassicaceae.
AUGGUGGUUAGUAACAAAUGGGAUGAUUAUAAAGAAGAUAGUGAGAGAGCAUAUGCAGUGAAAAAGAAGAUAUUAGAUGAAAUGUUUUGGGAGGAUCUUGAAUAUGCUUUAUCUUUCACAUUGCCCAUCUAUAGUGUGAUUAGAGCUGCUGAUACAGAUAGACCUUCUCUGCAUUUAGUCUAUGAAUGGUGGGAAAGUAUGAUUCAGGAUGUGAAGAAGGCUAUCUUUAAAAAAGAAAGAAAACAACUUGAUGAAGACUCUGUCUUUUGGAAUGCUGUUCAUUCAAUAUUGACAUCUCGUUGGAGCAAAAGUAACACUCCACUUCAUUGUAUGGCUCACUCUCUAAAUCCCAGAUAUUAUAGUUCAGAAUGGCUUGAAGAAGAGGGCAACAGAAAAUCUCCACAUCAAGAUUUGGAGAUUACAAGAGAAAGAAAAAAAUGCAUCAUGAAGUAUUUUCCAAAUCAAGAUGAAAGGAGAGAGGUUAAUGUUGAAUAUUCUAAUUUUUCUCUAUGCUUGGAAGACUUUGGUAGUGUCGAUGCUAUUCAUGAUAGGUUUAUCCUAGAACCUUUGAGAUGGUGGGCAGUUCAUGGAUCUUCAGCACCAAAGCUCCAAGCCUUAGCAUUUAAGUUGCUUGGACAACCAUCUUCAUCCUCAUGUUGUGAAAGGAAUUGGAGUACCUACAAGUUCAUACAUUCUGCAGUAAGAAAUAAGAUUGUUCCACAAAGAGCUGAAGAUUUGGUAUUUGUACACACUAACCUUCGUCUUCUAUCUAGAAAGAGUGCUGCUUAUAAAGAAGGUCCAUAUCAUAUGUGGGAUUUUGGAGGUGAUAAAUUUGAUUCACUGGAUGAGAUUAACAUAGGGAGACUUGAGUUUAAAGAUCUUUCUCUUGAUGAACCAGAGUUGGAGGCUGUUGUGUUUGAUGGAGCUGAUGAAAAUGAGACGGGUGACGACGGUAUCGACAUGUGA